CUUGUUAAACAUCAAGAAGUUCACACAGGAGAGAGAUCCCAUAAGUGCUUAGACUGUGGGAAAAGUUUCAUACACAGGUCAAAUCUUAUAACACAUCAGAAGAUCCACACAGGAGAGAGAUCCCAUAAGUGCUUAGACUGUGGGAAAAGUUUCAUACACAGGUCAAAUCUUUUAACACAUCAGAAGAUCCACACAGGAGAGAGAUCCCAUAAGUGCUUAGACUGUGGGAAAAGUUUCAUACGGAGGUCAGACCUUGUAAGACAUCAGGCAAUCCACACAGGAGAGAGAUCCCAUAAGUGCUUAGACUGCGGAAAAAGUUUCAUACAGAGGUCAGACCUUGUAAAACAUCAGGCAAUCCACACAGGAGAGAGAUCCCAUAAGUGCUUAGACUGCGGAAAAAGUUUCAUACAGAGGUCAAACCUUUUAAAACAUCAGGCAAUCCACACAGGAGAGAGAUCCCAUAAGUGCUUAGACUGCGGAAAAAGUUUCAUACAGAGGUCAAACCUUUUAACACAUCAGAAGAUCCACACAGGAGAGAGACCCCAUAAGUGCUUAGACUGUGGAAAAAAUUUUGUAUCGAAGUCAGCCCUUGUUAGACAUAAAAUAGUCCACACAGGAGUGAGACCCCAUCAGUGCUCAGACUGUGGGAAAAGUUUCAUACAGAGGUCAAACCUUUUAGCACAUCAGAAGAUCCACACAGGAGAGAGAUACCAUAAGUGCUUAGACUGUGGGAAAAGUUUCAUACACAGGUCAAAUCUUUUAACACAUCAGAAGAUCCACACAGGAGAGAGAUCCCAUAAGUGCUUAGACUGUGGGAAAAGUUUCAUACGGAGGUCAGACCUUGUAAGACAUCAGGCAAUCCACACAGGAGAGAGAUCCCAUAAGUGCUUAGACUGCGGAAAAAGUUUCAUACAGAGGUCAGACCUUGUAAAACAUCAGGCAAUCCACACAGGAGAGAGAUCCCAUAAGUGCUUAGACUGCGGAAAAAGUUUCAUACAGAGGUCAAACCUUUUAAAACAUCAGGCAAUCCACACAGGAGAGAGAUCCCAUAAGUGCUUAGACUGCGGAAAAAGAUUCAUACAGAGGUCAAACCUUUUAACACAUCAGAAGAUCCACACAGGAGAGAGACCCCAUAAGUGCUUAGACUGUGGAAAAAAAUUUGUAUCGAAGUCAGCCCUUGUUAGACAUAAAAUAGUCCACACAGGAGAGAGACCCCAUCAGUGCUCAGACUGUGGGAAAAGAUUCAUGCAGAGUUCAACCCUUGUUAAACAUCAGGCAAUCCAUACAAGGGGAAGACCAUAAGUGCUUGGACUCUGGGAAAGUUUCAGAAUUAGAUUGGCCGUUCUAAACAUCAGACAAAACCCACAUAGUGUGUAGACUAUGGAAAAACAUUUCAAAUAGAUGUCAGCCCUUGUUUUACAUCAGAGAAUCCACCCAGGGAGACACCCUGUAACUGCUUAGCCUUUGGAAAGAGUUUUAUACACAAUCAAACAUUGUUAAACAUCCAGCAAUCCACAUUGGAGAGAGACCCGAUAAGUGCUUAGACUGUGGGAAACAUUUCAGAAACUGAUCAGUCCUUGUUUUACAUCAAAGAAUCCACACAAGAGCAAGACUCCAUAAGUACUGGACUGUGACAAAAGUUUCAGACAGUGAUCAGACGUCAUUAAACGUUGGAGAAUUCACACACAAUCUAAACUUCUGUGACACCUGGCCAGAAAGAGUUAAGAACCUUGCAGGCUAUUUGGCCUAGAUUCAACAUUUAAAGACAUGUUAGAAAAGUUUGUAAAUGAUGUUCGGGGCCAUUCCAAGUUAUAUAGACUAGAACUUUGAAUGUGAACUUGUAUUGUUAAAAACUUGGAAGAAGAUAAUAGUGUGGUUGAUUAAUUGCAAUUAACUCAAAAAAUAAUGGUGUGUAUUAAAAUCCAGAAAUAAAGCAAUUAAAAACUUUAGAGCCUAGAAGUCCACUCAGUGCUACUUCUUUUUCUGCUAAUCGCUAAGACAAGUAAGUUUGUUUACAUUUA
This is a messenger RNA of Mauremys mutica (yellowpond turtle), 2021 nucleotides long. RefSeq names its product zinc finger protein 585A-like. Gene Ontology annotation, biological process: regulation of transcription by RNA polymerase II. Gene Ontology annotation, molecular function: DNA-binding transcription factor activity, RNA polymerase II-specific; RNA polymerase II cis-regulatory region sequence-specific DNA binding. The annotation marks the transcript as partial. Lineage: Eukaryota; Metazoa; Chordata; Testudines; Geoemydidae. The transcript has a single exon. The record is from RefSeq and is a predicted model, not a curated record.